Molecule: messenger RNA, 999 nt
Organism: Cyphomyrmex costatus
Lineage: Eukaryota; Metazoa; Arthropoda; Insecta; Hymenoptera; Formicidae
Product: alpha-tocopherol transfer protein-like
Exons: 4
Coding region: 91-999 (302 amino acids)
Cellular component (GO): membrane
Molecular function (GO): phosphatidylinositol bisphosphate binding
Source: RefSeq, a predicted model, not a curated record
UAGCUAUAUUCUGUGCUGUGUUUGUAGGACAGAGAUUCACCAGUGAAUAAUCGAUUAAACAACAACUGUUCAAGGCCGAUCAGAGAAACGAUGUCACUACCAAUUCGAUAUGUCAGUAUAGAAGAACAGUGCAAACAGAAUCCGCAACUCAAAAUGUCAGAUCUGCAAAUUUUGAAGAAUUGGAUGGAAAAGCAACCUCAUCUGCCACGAGUCGAAAUGUUAUAUCUCAUUUUAUUUUUGCACAGCAACUAUUACCGCAUAGAACCGACUAAGAAGACGAUAGACAAUUUCUAUACCAUAAGGACACUUUUGCCGGAAGUGUUCUCUAAUAGAGAUCCAAUUGCAUGGAAAGAAUUGCGAAAAGCUUUCUCUAUCAUGGCAGCCGUGCCAUUAGAGCGAAAAACCAAGGAAGGAUAUGUAAUGACAUUUAACAAAUUUCUCGAUUCGAAUCCAAAUAAAUUCGACUAUUACGAAUGUAUGAAAUAUUUGCUUAUGACAUGCGAAGUACAAACUGUGUUGGAAGGUACCAACGAGGGAUUGGUUAUUAUUUUGGAUGCAACCGGCCUGUCUUUUAGUCAUAUCGCUAGUAUUAACUUAAUGGGAUUAAAAAAAGUUUUAUUUUACGUACAAGAAGCUGCUCCAGUUCGAUUAAAGGCUUUUCACAUACUGAACACUAUACCUAUAGUAGAUACGCUACUGAAUCUGAUAAAGCCAUUUUUGAAGAAAGAACUAAUGGAUCUUUUGCAUUUUCAUUCGAGUAUGGAGACUGUGAAGAAAUUUCUACCUAUUGAAGCUUUACCAAACGAGUAUGGUGGAAAAGCAGGACCUAUUGAAGAACUAGCUACUAAACACAUUAAAUUACUGGAGGAAUUUCGUGAUUGGUUUCAGUAUGAUGAAGUUUAUAGACGAGUGAACGAAUCUUUGCGAGUUGGCAAAUGUGAAAGUACAGAAAACUUAUUUGGCGUAGACGGUAGUUUUAAAAAGUUGGAGCUAGAUUAA